Molecule: messenger RNA, 3960 nt
Organism: Parnassius mnemosyne (clouded apollo)
Lineage: Eukaryota; Metazoa; Arthropoda; Insecta; Lepidoptera; Papilionidae
Source: the annotation of a GenBank genome assembly
AUGGCUGUAACCAAUACCAUGUUUAUUUUUGAAGUCGUCGUACAAAGUGUUAAGACUAUGAUUGAAAGUACAAAUUUAAUUAUAAGAAGUGAAUUUGCUGACAUAUUCUCUCUUGAACUAAAAGACCCCAAGCAAAUGCACAUAGUGAUGCCCGAACCACUUCCUUUACCUCCAGAACCACCUGGUAAAAAAGGAAAGAAAAAAAGGGCCAAACCAAAAAAGAAGCCUAAAAAAGGAAAAAAGAAGAAAAAGGGAGUAGUGGAAGCGCCACCAUCUGAACCUGUUAUACAGUCGGGGCAGUCAGUUUUAUUUUCAUGUAGCGCUGAACUCCUUACACAGAAUAUGAAAAGAUUCCCUCUUGAAUUAUCGCUGUGGAGUAAAGAAGAAAACUUGUCUUACAUUGGUUCUAUAUCAGUACCGUGGGACCCAAUAUUUUUAAAAUAUUUGGAAACUAUUUAUAAAUGUCAGGACACAGCGUCUGUAACGCUAAAUGAAGAAUAUAAUAUAUUUGAAGAGGGUACGGCAAAAUUAAUAGCUAAGAUUGGAAUUCAAGUUAAACUUUCGUACUUAGGAGACAAAGUCACUGCAGCUUUCCGGACUCUCUCUGAAGAUCCAGUAAUAAAAAAAGUUUUGUACACAGGCAUUAAUUCUAAAACAACUUCGUACAUGUGCACAAUGAAAACAACCGAUGAAAUAUUUGAAGAAAAUUGUAACAAAAUUGAAAAUAACUUUGUUAAAGAUAAACCACAACCAAACAAAAUUAUUUACGCUGAUUACAAAAACGCCCUCGGGGCUAAAUACAAUAUAUUUAAUGAUGGAGAUUACUGUUGUAUGAAUAACGCAGAUAAGCCCCCUAACGCAAUAUAUAAGGCACCAGAAACAUGUCCAGAUAUAGAUUUUAUAGUUGACUAUGUAAGGAAGAUCAUAACGUCAUGUAAUGAUAACAUGAGAAUGCUAACACCGCGACCCACAAUUAAACCGCGAAUAAAAGCGACAGAUAUUGAUAGACUUUGUUACUGUAAAGAAACAAAGUGGCCAGAAAAUGAAAUAUCACAAAGGUUUAAAAAAGAGGUACAAAAUGAACCAUGUCCAAAAUGUGCAAUUACUGAGAAAGAGGCACGUUCAAACACAAAUGUUACAUGUUUCGAUAUAGCUAAUAUCAGGGGACCUUGUGGACGACAUGAUUGUAGAAUAGCAAGAGAUAUGAGAGCUUAUAUAGAAAACCUUGUUGAAGAAGAUAAAAAAGAAAUAACCAUAGACGAAAUAUUUGGACCAUGUGGAAGCAAGGAAUGUACAUUAGCUGAAAAAAUACAACAAUUCCUUCGACGAGAAGGAAUAUUUAAUCAGAGUAACACAUUAGAAGGUCUCUCUACACAAUGUGCAUGCAUAGAACAAAUGCAAAAUUCAUUUAAAAAGCGAAAAUCGUGUGAAACGAUUUGUAGUGAAGAUUGUGAGACAAGUGAUAGUGGGACAAAUUAUUGUGAUAAGAAGGAUUGUCUUGUUCGUGAAAAUAUUGAACCGAAACAAGUUUAUAACGUUUAUUAUUUUUUUGUGCAAUAUGACUUCAACAAAGAAUCUAACACUACGUCACCUGCAAACAGUAAUAAAUCUUCUACCUUUCAGUACUGUUCGUCGCAGUGUCCUGGUAUGAAAAAUUCGGAAAAAACAUUUUGCAGUAAGAGCGCGUGUUCAUUUUCUUCAAAUACAAAAGAAAAUAAGCCAAAUUGUAAUAUCAACGGUGCAAAUGAAGAACAAAAUAACUAUUCAAGUCCAGCAGAUAGCAAUGUUGUCAUACAUUUUGAAGACAUUCGUAAUCCAUGUUGCGUAAAAUCUUGUAAUGUUGUUGACGUUGUAAAAGAUUUUAUUGUUGAAGGAGCUCAAAGUGAAAGAAAGUUUGAUGAAGCCGUGGAUCCCUGUUAUUGUGACUGUGAAUGUACUUUCAGAUUUUCGAAGAAAACCACUUAUUGUGCUGUUUGUGGAGGGUAUGAAUGCUUAGGAGACGACUUAAAAGACCUGCCUGUACAUGCCAAGCCGUAUCCUUGUCCCGUAUAUCAUAAACAGUAUGACAAGAAAUAUAUUAACGUACCAAACCCUUGGCCUGAAGAACAAGUUCCCGAGAAACAGCUAGAUAACAUAAGCAUUAAAAGUUCGAAAGUCGGUGGUGCAUCUAAAGUAGGAAAUUCAGAAAGGAAAUUGAAUAUAACACGUUCAGUAAGAUCUCUUUAUGACAGACGAUCAGAUAGGCGAUCUGAUAGGCGAUCAGAUAGGCGAUCUGAUAGGCGAUCUGAUAGGAGAUCUGAUAGAAAAUCUGAUCGAAAAUUCGACAAAAAAUCUGAAAAUAAAGUAACAAGUGCGAUAAAAGUAAGGUCUUUAAAAAAACCUAAAGCAAAACGGAAAAAAGAAAUUUCUAAAGUAGAAAAAAUAUCUCCACUAGUUGAGAAAAAGCCAGACAUAAAAUAUCCCUAUCCGGCUGUUCCGAAAAACAUGGGUUGGCUUUGGAACGCCGAAGAUAUUCCUGGUAUGAAGGUCCGACCAAAAUGGAGGCCUGGUGCAGCUAACAAGGUAUUAGUUCGCCGAUACAAAGCAGUAAGAGAGGGAGUAGAUAUAAUAGCAAAGAAAAAGAGAGCAAUGAUGCAAAGAAAGAAAAAGUUGGAAAUGAAGCCGACAUUAGUGGUGAAAAAGCACAAUGGCGAAUACACAGUUCAAAUGGAAGUGUUUAAGAAAUACUCUAAAGAUCGCCUGGUUUUUCAAUAUCCUUACGAUGAAAAACCACCUCUUAUUUACACCAUUGGAAAAACUGCAGAGGAAAAAGCUAAGAUUCAGAAAAAGAAAGAACGUAUAGAACGAAGGGAAACACGAAGAAAGUGUCGGCUUCUACAAUCUACAUUUCGAAAUAAGUGCCAAGAAAUUUGCUUAAAAGCUUACAACCAAGCUAUUGGCUUAUUGCCUUUGCCAGAUCCUAAUAAUCCCGAUUGUCCAUGCCAUACCGAUUCAGUAAAAGACUUAAGUCCUCCUAUAGACUCUUGUUCUUGUUCAGAUGAAGACAAUAUUUCAAGUAGUGAUACUGACAAUGAUGAUUGGAUUAUUGAAUUUACUCCCCCUUUGGCUCGUUGGGAUACUAAAGUUAAACACCCGCCAGUUUUAUCAGAGAAUGAGUGUCAAUAUAAUUAUUUGGAUUUCAAAGUCAAAUUAUUCGAUAAAUCCGGUAAUCCUGUUCCUAGAUAUUUUAAAGGUCCUGAUGGGCAACAGGAAUGCAGUGAUCUUGGUGGAUUUUGGGGCCCAAAACAUGUUUGGUUAGAAAUUAAUAAAGACGGUUAUAUAGGUCCCGACAACAGGUGGGUCCCUAUGAAUUUCAUAGGUCCUGACGGUAUGUUCUAUUCAGCCGAAGAUGGUGUUUUUACUGAUAACACUGGCCGUAAUUUAAAGAUCGGUGUAGACGGCUAUAUUGAUAAAGAUGAUAAAUGGGUUUGGUAUUGCAAGAAAAAAAUACCAAAAAGUGUAAAAUCAAAAACUUUGUCGUCAAUUGCAACAGGAGAAUCCAAGAAAAGUAAAUUAGAUACGACACAAGUAAAAUUAAAGGAUAAAAUGCAUGAUAACUUUAAAAAAUCAACACCGUCUAACAUAAAGGAAAAUAAUGUACAAAAAUAUUCGAAAUGUGCAAUGAUUAAAGCAGGAAAAGGAAAAGUAAAUAAAAGUGUGUCCUAUUCUUCCCCUAAAACAAAUAAUCGACUUAUAAUGAGUAUUUCUGUCGAUCAAAUAAAAAAUAAGGCAUUGCAGCUACCUCGCCCGGCUAAUAAUCAAGUUCGAAAUAAGUUUGAUAAGUAUAACGAAAUCAUGCAACUGCAUACGUACGAGGACGUAGUCGAACUUAAAUUACCUACGAAAGCUGAUAGAGCUUCUAAUACAACAAGAAAAAACAUUUCUCCGUUUACUCUGCGAAGAAAAUAUUCUGAAAAGUGA